ACAACACCAGACUCCACUUUCUCUCUCUACGACACCAAACCCUCCUUCACUUUCUCUCUCUAAAACUAUUAGCAAUGGCAACAAACAUCGGAAUGAUGGACGCUGCAUACUUCGUCGGCCGAUCCGAGAUCUUAGCCUGGAUCAAACACACUCUCCAACUCAAUCUCUCCAAAGUCGAAGAAGCGUGUGGCGGUGCGGUUCAUUGUCAGUUGAUUGACGCGGUUCAUCCUGGUGUGGUGCCGAUGCACAAGGUUAAUUUUGAUGCGAAGACGGAGUAUGAUAUGAUUCAGAAUUAUAAGGUUCUUCAGGAUGUGUUCAAUAAACUCAAGAUCACUAAGCACAUCGAAGUGAACAGGCUGGUGAAAGGAAGACCUUUGGAUAAUCUUGAAUUCAUGCAAUGGAUGAAACGAUACUGCGAUUCUGUUAGUGGAGGCGAUCUACAAGAUUACAAUCCUCAGGAGCGAAGAGAAGCUUGCAAAGGUGGAAAGGAUGCGACCAAGAAAUCUGCACAAUCACAACCUACUCGGGCCACCACUGCUGCACCUAAAACUCACAAUACUCGAAGAUCAGAAGCACCCUCUGUCAAGAACACCAAACCCUCUUCAACUAUAGACACAUCUGCGUAUGAUCAACAGAUCACUGAACUGAAACUAACAGCGGAAAAUCUUGAAAAAGAACGAGAUUUCUACUUUGCAAAGUUGAGAGAUACUGAAAUCCUGUGCCAGCAUCACACCGUCUCAAAUUUACCUGUUAUAGAUGCGAUAAAGAGGAUCUUAUAUGCUGCCGAAGAGGAUGCAUCAGUUUUGGAAGAAGCUCAAGCUAUGCUUCUUAAGGGUGAAAAACAGGAAGCAGGUUCGAGUCAAGCUGUAGAAGAAGACCAGUCAAAGCCCGAUUCACAGAAGAGGAAAGCCGUUGGCGAUGUUGAAGUUGAUGCAGCGGCUAACAUAGCAUCGUCUCCUAGGUUGAGGGGUUCAGAUGCUUCUGAUGUCCAUUCCGUUGGGUCACCUCUCAUUACCUACUGAUCAUCGUCAUCAUCUAGAUUUGAUGUGACAACAUAAGAGAACGCAUUGGUAUUACAAAGUUUUACUUUAGCAUAUUAUGUCAUUACGUUUACUAUAAUCCUUGUUAUCAAUGGAUAAAUGAGGAAAGAAAAGUUUUGCAUAGAAAAUAGCAUGGAAUGUGUAU
Messenger RNA from Helianthus annuus (common sunflower), 1185 nucleotides. RefSeq names its product microtubule-associated protein RP/EB family member 1C. Gene Ontology annotation, molecular function: microtubule plus-end binding. The record is from RefSeq and is a predicted model, not a curated record. The transcript has 6 exons. Gene Ontology annotation, cellular component: cytoplasmic microtubule; microtubule plus-end; spindle midzone. Gene Ontology annotation, biological process: thigmotropism; spindle assembly; regulation of microtubule polymerization or depolymerization. The coding region runs from base 75 to 1022 and encodes 315 amino acids. Lineage: Eukaryota; Viridiplantae; Streptophyta; Magnoliopsida; Asterales; Asteraceae.